GUUCGCACAACGACCACAAGAUGGCGCUGAACGUCGUCGGUCUAAUCGGGAUCAUCGUCUUCUACGUGUUGAUCCUCGUCGUAGGGCUGUGGGCGUCGCGCAAGGCUAAACAGACGGGCGUGACUGCGGACAGUGAGGAUGUGAUGUUGGCCGGAAGAAACAUCGGCAUGAUCGUCGGCGUGUUCACGAUGACCGCCACGUGGGUGGGAGGAGGUUACAUUAAUGGAACAGCCGAGGCCGUGUUUACAUCCGGGAUAGUGUGGUGUCAAGCUCCUUUCGGCUAUGCGCUUAGCUUAGUGUUCGCUCUAGGGGCGACCAUUAGUGUGAUCAUGGAUCUGGAUGUAAUGAUCUCUAUCAUAGUAUCUGUACUUUCAGCGACGGUGCUGUCGGCCAAGAGUUCCCGCGCACCAGUGCGCAGGCGCCUCUCCUACAUCGCCGCUGUCGCUGCUUUGGUCAUGCAAUUGCCACCCGCGCUCAUAGGCGCAUUGGCAUCCUCGAACAAAUUUGUGUUACUCUAUAACUGGAAACUUACUUUGAAAGCCAGCGAGCUGGGGCCCAUCUGCUCGUUUCGAUCCGAGUCAGCGGCCUCCGAGCGCGAGGUGCUCUGCGUCAUGCGCGUCGCGAUCUUCGGCGUCGGCGCCAUGGCAACGGUGAUGGGCAUCACGAUCGAAUCCAUCUACGGUCUCUGGUUCCUCUGCGCCGACCUCGUCUACGUCAUGCUCUUUCCUCAGCUUCUCGCCGUCGUUCACAUGGACUUCACGAACACCUACGGCAGUCUGUUCGCGUACAUCGUCGGUCUCGUGCUCCGUCUAGGCGGCGGUGAGCCGUUCCUGCAUCUGCGCGCCUUCAUCAAAUACCCGAACUACGAUUACGUCAACCACGUGCAGAGGUUUCCAUUCCGGACUCUGUCGAUGUUGGUGACGCUGGCGGCCACCGUGGGGAUGUCUCUAACGGCGCGCGCGGUGUUUGAACGCGGCUGGCUGCUGCCGCGCUGGGACGUGUUCCGGUGCGUCGUCAACAUCCCCGAAGAUAAGCAGCAGAUAGGCGACGACGACGUCGGCGAGAUGACGGUGAUGGGAGCGGUGAAGGCGACGCGGGGCUACGACGCGACGGCCGACGACGAGGCGUCGAUUCUGAUGGCGAACGGCGGGAAGACGAACAAAGCGUUGGACGUCGGCGACGGCAACGGAGACGUCGGCGCGCGCAUGCUCCCGCCGACGUACGAGAGCCUCUCCGGGAGGGAUGGCAGCGGCGGGAUGUAG
Priapulus caudatus is the source of this 1262-nucleotide messenger RNA. RefSeq names its product high-affinity choline transporter 1-like. Lineage: Eukaryota; Metazoa; Priapulida; Priapulimorpha; Priapulimorphida; Priapulidae. Gene Ontology annotation, molecular function: choline:sodium symporter activity. The record is from RefSeq and is a predicted model, not a curated record. Gene Ontology annotation, biological process: acetylcholine biosynthetic process; choline transport; transmembrane transport. Gene Ontology annotation, cellular component: plasma membrane.